CCCUUCUCCUUCAUUCUCCUCCUCCAUCGCUCUCUAUCCGAGACUACACAGUAGGAAAGACGCUCCACUUUCAUUCCACAAAGUUGAUCUUAUCGAAGUUUUCUCAAGUUCACAAAAGAGGCUGUGGGCUAUUUUGGAGAAAGUAGGAAGGAAGUGAACGGCUGUCAGCUCAGCUCCUGCCACGUCCGGUUCAUCUCUGUCUGCCGGCUCACUGCGAAUUUUGCAUCAUUGGGGAGACCUCUAAUUAACAGGAAGGGCUACUCCCUACAUAGGAUCAUCCCCCAAGAAUUUCAUACUCAAUUGCUUUCCAGAUCACUCUUUGCAAAUGGUGGGAGUGAUUGGACAUGAUUUGAUAAAUUGAAUCAACAAUGUCUAGUGUGAGAGCAUGGUGGAAAUUAGUUGCAGAUUAUCGAUUUCUAAAAACCAUAAGCUGCAUUUAACAAUAAAAGAUCACUGCAUAUACUAUGGCUGCUUCUGCAAAAACUAUCACCCUUGAAAGUUCUGAUGCCAUUAGUGAUUGGACUGUUGUUUUACCUCGCCGUGGUAAGCGGAGAAGAAAUUUCCUCAAGAGCAAGCAUCCUGAACAACAUCAACAACCAUGGGUGCCAACUGAUCUUGAAAUGGAUCUUCAUAGAGAAUCAAAACUGAUGCAGAAGAUCCAGAUCUGCAUAAGGAAACUUGAAAACUCUACAUUUUAUCAUGUCCUUUUGGAUCAAGUCCAAACUCCUCACAUGUUGGAGGCUUUUCUCAGGGUUCUGGGAUCUGAAUUAAAGAUGCAGAUGGUGGUAUAUGGUAUAGGCAGCAUCGAAUCAUAUGAACCCCCUCGAUUGCAGCUUAGCCUGGCAAUCUUGCUGAAAAGAAAGUUCAGUUGGAUUGGGGACAUCGAGGUAUUUGAUCCAAUUCUUUCUGCGACAGAGUCGAGAGUGUUGGAAGCCCUGGGUUGUUCUGUUCUAUCAGUCAAUGAGCAAGGUCGGCGACAAGCUUCAAAACCUACACUGUUCUUCAUGCCACACUGUGAGGCAGAGUUAUAUGAUAAUCUUCUACAGGAAAAUUGGAGAACAGAGCGUAUGAAUAAUAUUGUGUUGUUUGGAAACAGCUUUGGGACAUAUGAACAGCAUGUAUCAGAGUUUAGGAGCUCAACACUUGUUGAUUCCUCGAGGCAUAUCUUGGCUGUUCGAAAGUUCACGCGUGAAUUUGCAAUCAAGACAGUUUCAGAUGAUUAUUUUGGAGCCUUUCAUGAUUCAAGCUGGCAUUUCUUCAGCCUUGUUGCUUGAACAGCUUUGCAGUUCACAAGCAAGACUGAAUGAUGAUUGAAAACGAUCUUAUUUUUAAUCUUUCAUUGCGUUUAAAACAAGUUUACUGUUCUCUUAGUACCUGAAACAACCCCCAUAACAUUAUUUCAAAGUCUGUAUUAUCACUAAUAUGCUCUCGGAGAUGCUUCCAAUUUC
Messenger RNA from Vitis riparia (riverbank grape), 1448 nucleotides. RefSeq names its product protein SENSITIVITY TO RED LIGHT REDUCED 1-like. Gene Ontology annotation, cellular component: nucleus; cytoplasm. NCBI's taxonomy places the organism in Eukaryota, Viridiplantae, Streptophyta, Magnoliopsida, Vitales, Vitaceae. The transcript is spliced from 5 exons. Gene Ontology annotation, biological process: microtubule-based process. Bases 465 to 1274 code for a protein of 269 amino acids. The record is from RefSeq and is a predicted model, not a curated record.